AUGUCACUGUCAAGUGUCAGAAUGACUGACAUGAAUUUAGAAAUGUGAAUAUCUUUUUAGCCGUUUGUGAUGUGAAGUGAAAUGACUAUUUUGCCCUAAAAAUUAAAAGUUUGGUCCGUUUAGUGUUUUUUUACGUAUAUAUUUUUAAAGAUAGUUGGUUGAAUAAUAACAUUAAGUAAGAAUGAAGCCACCUACUGAACCGACAAAGGACGAUUGCUGUAACAGCGGUUGUAAUCCGUGUAUUUUCGACGUGUAUGAUACCCACUUAAAAUUGUACGAAAAAUAUCUAAACCAAGAUUGUGCCUGUGAUUCGUAUAAUGUAACAGACUACGGUAUCUCGCAACUUGAAUACCGUAAAUUUUACCUUUAUCAUAUAAUUCAAAUAAGCGAUCAGCAAAAAAUGUUAUUUUUUCAAAAGUCAAAACAAUAUUCGCAAAAAGUAUCAUGGAAACCUGGUGACCAUUUUCUUAUUAAACAUACUUCAGAUAAUGAUAUAUCGUGUACUAGAGCAUAUACUCCUAUUAAAUUAAAAAUUAAUAGUGAUGGUCCAUUAGAUUAUGAUUUCCUUAUUGUAAUAAAAAAAUAUAGUAAUGGAUUAGUGUCCAAUUAUCUGUUUCACUUAAACAUUGGGCAAGAAACUGCUUGGAGAGGUCCAUAUGGGUCAUAUAAUGUAGAACCAAACAAAUUCAGUAAAAUUAUAAUGCUUGCUCAGGGAACAGGCAUAGCACCUUUUGUAUCAAUAAUUCAGAAUAUACUAAACAAUGAUGAAGAUAUGACUAGAAUAAUUUUAUAUUACUGUUGUCAAGAUUUGAAUGAAAUAUUGUUCAGAGAUGAACUGUAUGAGUUUAAUUCUUACUGGAACUUUUCAUAUAAAAUAUUUUUAAGCAACACAUCUGAGGAGAGCUAUAUGAAUAAAAAAUAUAAUGAACCAUUAGUAAAUAGUAAAUUUAAUGUAUUAGAAUUGGAUUAUUUGAAAUCACAUUCAAACAACCAGUACCUGCUUUGUGGCUCAGUACAGUUUAUGAAAGAAUAUGAAGUAGUUCUAAAAAAUGGGUCUUAUUCUGACCAUAUAAUUUUAUUCUGAAUAAAUUAGGGAAAGUACCUUAGUUAAUAUUUGAACUUGCUCAUGAGAUUAUCUGAUAGCAGAAUGUUGAAUGAACCAUUAUAGUUCAAUGGUCUAGAUUUUAACUUCAACUAAUACUUUAUUAAGCUUUCUUUUGGCUAUUGAAAAAAUAAAUAAGUAUCAUAAGGUUGAUGUGAGGAGAUUGCACUCUCUGUAUUUAUGAUCACCAGCAACAUGCUUAGCAAAUAAGCAAAUCUUGUUACCUUAUGUAUCUUUUUAUGUUUAUGAACAUAGUUUGAAAUGUUAAAAGGUACUUGAAAUAAAGAAAUGAAAAAUCUAAAUUUGUAAUAGUUAUUAUUGCUAACCUGAUUAAUUAAUAAUACACUAUUUACUUUUAAUUAAUAAUACACUAUUUACUUUUUGUACUGGCUGUUUACUUUGUUGUAUGAGAAAGGGGAAUUUUAGUUGUAUUUUAAGACCAGUACAUGGAAGUCCUAACAUGGGACCAAAGACAUAUCUUGUGAAGAGAAAUAAACAACCAAUAGCAGUUCAACCGGAGAUGCUGCUAUCUCUUUCACUGCAUUGGGACAAAAAAGAUAGGAUUGGGACAAGUCUUCCGCCAUUGGUCGAUAUUUUGUCUAUUUCUUUUCACUUGGUUGCAUGCUAUAUAUUAUAGUUUGUAUUGAUUUUAUAUUACCUACUCCAAAAAGUUUCAUUAUACUUUUUUUCACUUUUACUCUAAAUGUUAAGUGAUACCAGUCAUUAGUAAAUUUAAAAAGUGGUAUUAUUUAGAUAACCGUACUAAUAUUAAUAAAACGCGAAAGUUUGUAUGGAUGUUUUUUACUCUUUAACGCCGCAACUUCUUAACAGAUUUGGCUGAAAUUUGAAACGAAGUUAAAUACUACGCUGGAUUAACACAUAGACCACUUUCAUCCCGGAAAAAUCCAUGGUUCCCGCGGGAUUUGUCAAUAUGAAUUCAAUUCCUACUCGACUAAAAUACUAAAGUAGUCCGAACUAGGCCUUAACCAAGGGGUCGAAGCCGAAGCUUCAGUACAAGAUUUUUGGCAUAUGUUGGUUGGUGUGUGUUGGUUGCGGAAAUAAAUUAGUAGGUACAGAAAUCAGACAGUAAGCGUACAUUAAUUUCAACUAAGUUCUACAUGUAGUCCAGUAAUUGUAGGAAUUUUAAACCCCAAUUUGGGAAAAAGUCCUAGUGAGCUGAAUUUUUGUAUAAACCUUUAUUACGGUGUUAUUAUGAAGAUAUGAAAAAUUAAGUAAAUCGUGCUGGCUAAAAACGCUACAAAGGUCAAAAGGUUUUCGCAAAUAUUUCGCGACCUAUUGCUCGGAGGUUAAUAGAGGUCAUUAUAAAACUUGUUCCUCAUAAUAUUGACUACAAAAAAUGUCUUUUGCAGUUUUUCUCCAAAAUUAACUAUUUUCGGAUUAAAGCGCUGAGAUAGCGACUAGAAUGCUCUCACUUACGGUAAGUAAACUCAUUCUAUUUUUUUUAAUAUGGCCAUGGUAUACCAUUUUGAAAUCCUCUUGAUGAGCCGUGGAAUUGGAUUGGCCCAUAAAGCAACAUUAAAAAAAAUCAUCUUGAGUCUAUAGCGUCUCACAGUCGUCGUGGCUAUUUUUUUUUAACUUACCUAUCUAAGAAUACUUGGGUUAUUAAGACAAAUCUAACAAUAUCUUAAUAUGUAAAUUCUUUCAGCGGUUUAGAAAAUAUGAGGUAUAAGAUACGCGCGAAAAACAUAACCCUUGCAGUCGGGUAAAAAACGCGCCUCGCAUUCUACCUCGAAGGUACCGAGGAAACGAGUGCAUCGUCAAUAUAUAGUCGCUUUCUCAGCGCUUUAGUCUAAAAACUGUUAAUUUUACAGAAAAACUGCAAAAGAAAUUUUUUGUAGAAAAAUUUUAUAAUUACCUCUAUUGACCUCCGAGCAAUAGGUCACGAAAUAUUUGCAAAAAACUGAUUUUCGUGAUCUAUGAACCUUUGUAACUUUUUAGCCGGCACGAUAAUGAUGUUGAUUUGUCACAUCUGCAUAAUAACACCGUAAUAUAAAAGGCUAUACAAAAAUUCAGCUCACUAGAAAUUUUUCCCCAAAAAGGUAUGUUAUAUUAAUCAUGAGUUCAACUACGGGUUAACAUUAAAUAUUUUUUUGGUUUUUUUCUUGAUUGGUUACUUACGGUGGAAUUCAUAGUCGUAGUAGGGGGCCCCUAAGGGGAUUAUUCAGCCGCUAUGUGUCGAAUUCAACCCCUACGCGUUUCAUAGACAAAAGAAACCCCUCAUUUGACAGGAGCUGGCGGCUGACUGCUGAAUUACCGAUAUUUGUCAGCCAAACCAUCCCCUGGCAUUUUUUUUGUUGUUAUUCGUGAUUUAUUUAUUAAAAAGUGGACUUGGAAAGUGUUAAGACUGUGUAUAAACAGCGAGUUAUAUCAGUAUCCAAGAUAAAUAUUCGCAAUUGCGUAAAUCCAGUUUAAUACUAUGGCGUUAUGGAAUGUACGAAAGAUUCUCAUAUUAGGCAUAAUAUGCCUCUGUUUGAUGAAGAAUGAACACAGAAGACCCAAGAGAGGAAUACCAAUACCGCUAUUAUUAUGCAUUCUAGCAGCACUUCGAUUCUAUGUAACGGGAUGUUUCCAGACUGUAUGUGCAUUCCAUCAAGCAUUCUAUGAAAUAACAGAAAUGCCACAAGUCAAGCUGUAUUGAUGGCACGCAUAGGUAUACAUAUAAACAACCCCGGAGGACACUAUGCACAGAUUUUAAGAAAUCAGCUAUCAUGGCAGGGAAUAGCAGUGAUGAGCUCUGAGAAUACUGUUUUACCAAGAAUACUGAGAAUACUUUGGUCCUUGAAAAUCCGAGUUUUCAGAUCACAGUAAUUGGAAGAUCCACAUACCUUGAAAAGUCAGCAGCAUUUAAUAUAGAGGUAGUAGGAGUGAGUGCAGUAUGUUGUAAGGUGGUCACUCACUCUGAAGUCCAUAACAAUAGAAAAUGUAUACAAAUCUUAAUUGAAUGAAAUUUAUUGAUUCACAUCUUUAAUAAAGAUAAUUAUUAAAUGUUUA
Molecule: messenger RNA, 4114 nt
Organism: Bicyclus anynana (squinting bush brown)
Lineage: Eukaryota; Metazoa; Arthropoda; Insecta; Lepidoptera; Nymphalidae
Product: NADH-cytochrome b5 reductase-like
Exons: 2
Coding region: 182-1084 (300 amino acids)
Molecular function (GO): oxidoreductase activity
Source: RefSeq, a predicted model, not a curated record